GUUUGUGUAGACAGUCGAAUUACAGGACUUACAGGGUAGAAAGACCAAACAGAAAGAUUGAAUACGCCUUCAACACGUACUAAUGGCCACUGCAGGUGCAGUCAGCACCAUUUCUGAUGAUGAACGACGAUGGGUGAUCGUUGGUAUAUGUCUAAACAAAGUUCUCACUCCAUUAUUGAGAGAUGUUCUUGGAAAUGAAAUACCAAUGUGGUACCAAAGCCUACUCCCACCUCCUCACGAGAUCGAUAAACAGAUAUUCGGAAGACAUAAGAAGAAUUUGGCACCUUCAACAUUGAAAUUAAAUUAUGAAAGCAUCAACAACAAUCAUACAAACCACAAGUCGUUUGUUAGUAAAUAUGAUUAUGCUGUAAAAGAUGCAGUAUCUCUAGCGAAGUUGUUUGUAAAACCAUUCAUGGCUAACUUUAGUGGUUUUGAUGACACUAUGGAUACGUCUGCAGCUUUGUCACUCGUCGCUGAGGCUCAACCUUUUCACGCUUCUGGGGCUGGGGGUACGGCGAAAAAAAUAAGAUCAGAUGUCAGAAAUGAGUGGGCACAUUGUGAUUUUGCACACUGGACAGACGUCGUUUACCAAGCAGCUCUAAAAGAUAUGGAGACAUUAAUAAAUCAACUCAACCUCACACAUGAAGAGCAAAAGAAAACGCUUGACGACCUGAAUGGAUGGAAAAAGAAAGGUUUAGACCUGUGUUUUGGUCAGCCUGUUGAUUCUGAACUCCUAAAAGUUGUGAAAACAGAAGUUGCUGAACUACGUGACUCUAUGAAAGAUUGGAAAAGGGAUGCAGAGUUUGAGCAGAGUAAACUUUCAAAUGCGCUGGAGGGUAUAGAGAAAUCGUUCACGCAGGUAAUCCACAAGUUGAAAAAAGAUGUUGAGCAAUUGAAAGUAGGACAGCUCGUAUUGUACGACAGUUUCUCACGAAAACACGAAGAGCCGCCAUGUCUUUUCAUGGCACCUAAGCAAAGUGUGUGGUUUAGUGGUCGAGAAUCUGAACUGACUUCUCUUCGAGACAUAUUAGACAACGAAAGCGGAAGUAUCGACGAAAAAGUAACCGUGAUAGCUAUAUCUGGCCUGGGAGGUAGCGGAAAAACAAGCCUUGCAGGAGAGUAUAUAUAUAAAUGGAGGGACUAUUACAAAGGAGGGGUGUUUUGGAUUUCCGGACAAGAUGAUGUCAAGUUAAAAGCAUCAUUUGAUGACAUAGCAGCGCAGUUCAACACCCUGGACAGCGACUCCGUUGAUGCUACAUUGUCCAAAACCUUGGCAGUGUUUUCGCGAAUUUCAAGAUCUUGGCUGAUGAUCAUUGAUGAUAUGGAUGGGCCUAGUCUUUCACAAAACUUACUCAAGCUGAUAUCUGGAUCUUGGCAAGCAAACAUCAAUGGGUUUGGCCAUAUCAUCAUAACAACACGGAGAACACCGCGAGAGUUAAAUGAAGAUAUUUCAGGUUUUAAAGAAUCAAGGUGUCUCCAACUCGAUAGUUUUGGGUGCGACGAAGCGAAGAAUUUUGUGUUCAAAAGGACUGGGAUUAGUCGCGAUGAGCAAGCAGACAACACCGCAGAUCUUCUAUAUCAAAAUCUUGGUGGUUUACCAUUGGCUUUAGAGCAAGCUUGUGCUUAUAUCGUUUCACUUAGGUGCACCUUGCCUGACUAUUUAGAAGCCUACGAGAAGCAAUCUCUGCAUCUUCUCAGCAAGAAAACGGCAAGCACUCCUUUUGGAACAUCGCCAGAACGAUUAGCUGUCCAUACGACAUGGAUUCUUAACUUUGAACAUAUUCGAAAGGAUGUAAACGGGAUUUUCGCCAUCCGUUUUUUGAACGCUUCUGCGUUUUUUGAUCGCAACGAAAUUCAAAAAGACCUCAUUAACGUUGGCGAACCUCGUGUUGACGACAAAGCAUAUUGUGAUCACGUGAGCUCUUCUUUAGGGCCACUUGAAGUCCUAAAACUCUUGACUGACUUUUCUUUCUUUAAGAAAACUCACGACUCUUCACUCACUGUUCAUCGCUUAGUCCAAGAGGUCAUUCGAGAAAGUUUGACUUUGGACGCUAAAGUUGAGAGCAUUGUUGACGCAGCCCGAGUGCUGCGUUUUGCCUUCUUAAAGUGCCCAUCUCCAGACAGCAUAUCAGAAAGCGUAUUAACUGAAAAAGGCGAUCGGUCUUCGCUUCAUUCAAUUGAUUCUUCCUGUUUCUAUAAGUGGCAUAAGUUGUGUUUACAUGCGUACGAAAUUAAAAGUAAUCUCGAACUUCUUCUAAAAGACGUCUCGAAUGUUAGAGGGAAAACGGUUUUUCUCCCAGAGGUAGCGAGAGCUGUUUACGAAUGUGCCUUGCAUUUGAAUGUGAAUAACUCAAGUAGUCAGGCAAAAGCUGCUGGCGAUUUUGCUAAUCGGAUUCUUGACUGGAAUCGCAAUGAGAUCAGGAAGCAGGAUUUGAAAGUAGUAUUUCCACAUAGGUUCCCCCUGUUAGAGCCUCUUCGCAGACGCAUACAAUAUUCUUGUAAGGCACCCUCUGAGAAAGACGACCUCAGUAUUCCAAACACCUCAGCUAACGAUUUCACGAAUUCUGAAAUUGAAACCCUACGUUUAAAAGGUAAUUAUUUAUUCAAGAAAAGCAAUUUCGAAGAGGCUAUAAAGCUAUACUCUUCAUGUAUUGACAAAAGCAAAGAAAUAAAUUCCUUCGACCCUAGGUUAUUUAGUAAUCGUGCUUCUGCCUAUCUUAGAUUAGAGCAAUAUGAAAAUGCCCUAAGCGAUGCGGAGGAAUACAUUAAGCAUUCUCCUGAUUGUUGGAAAGGUCACGCUAGACAAGCCUUGGCUCUCUUCGGGUUGGGUCAAAAGUGGGAUGCAAUGUGUGCAGCAGCUGUAGCGUUUUAUCAUGAUCGCAACAUAUUCGACGAAUAUAAGCCAUUUAAAAUUUCAUUUCCUAAAUUGAAAGAAUCCAUUCAUAUUUGUAAUGAGGCCUCGGCAUUAGCUUCUGCGUGUUUUCACUUGCCACGUGGGGGUUAUUCGGGCAUGCCUGAGAAAAUUAUUGUUCUCGAGUCUGGAGAGUAUUCUCUUUCUUUAAAAUUGCAUUUAGAUAAUAUCAUUCUUGUUGGCGUUGGAGGUGAUGUUCAAAUAUCAUUUCUGGAUAGAUUUGGGUUGUCUAAUUCUGGUAACUUUAUGGCCGUUAACAUUUCCUUUAUAUUUAAAUAUGGAAGCUGGGUAACUAAACCCAACUCGUUAGUUAGGGUUUGUAAUUGCUCUAUUACUAGUGAAAACGAUCAUUGUGCUUUUGUGUCAUCAGGUGAUCUUUUUGUCAAAAAAUCUUGCUUUUCUAAUUGCCAAAAUGACGCUUUGCGUGUUAUUCAUGGAAGAGCCCGGAUUGUGGAUUCUGUAUUCUCAGCAAAUAAUUCUGAUGGAUUGAAGGUUAACGGUGAAAAGGGAAGUACGUAUACGACGCUUGAGAGCUGCAAACUUUACGGAAACGAAAUUGGUGUGAAUGUUGAUUUUGGUACGUGUGAUGUCAAUGGAUGUCAAAUGUAUGACAACAAGAAAUUCGGUGUGGCUGUGGGGAAAGGCGGGAAACUAACGCUAACGCGAAAUGAAAUAUUCCACAAUGAUCGGGAUGGAGUUUACCUUGAAAAAUCAUCAGCAAAGAUUGAGGAAAAUGAAAUCUUUCAGAACGGUUGGUUUGGAAUUUCAAUUAUAGCGCGAAACGACGAGUCAUCGUAUGUUGUUUCUGACAAUAAAAUCAGCCGAAACAAAUGUGGUGGCAUUCAUGCUACACCUACAUCAAAGUUACAACCGCCGUCGGUUAUCAAAUCUAAUUGGAUAUCUGGUAACGAAGGGCCAGGCAUUGACCAAACGAAGUCAUAUCCUGAUUCAAUAAAUAGUCCACCGUCCACGCUCCCAAAUGACGAAAACUUGCAAGAAGCAAAAUGUGCCGAUAACAUACUUAAAAACAAUAUUGAAGAUGGAGAACCACCACCCUUACAGGUUCUUCCUCACGUUUGUUCGUUCUGUCAUAAAAAUGAUAAAUUGAAGAAAUGUACGAGAUGCUAUAUUUCUGGAUACUGCAAUCCAAAAUGCCAGAGAGGUGAUUGGGAGCAUCAUAAGAAAAAUUGCGCUAAAGUUUUAGAUAAAUACACCGUUUUAGUGAAAGUCCUCCCAUUGUCAAUCUGUUUAAUCGGGGACAAGAGAGUUUUGCCGGAUUUCAGUGAAAUGAAAGCUCCAUACGAUUGGCUGGAACCAAGUGGUCCAGAAUACGAAAGGGCACCGGAGUUUGGUAAACGUUUCAUUGUUAAAGUGCAAGCCUGCGAUAGUUGGAGGAAAUCGAAUGAAGGAGGUACUAUGCUCGCAAUGGAAGAUCGUAGCCAAACCAUUAACGGAGAUCUUGAUAUGAACGACGAACAAUGCCUUCGAAUUUACAAUCUUGUAAGAGAAUGCGGUUCAAACUGUAACAGUUAUGGAUGGAAGAAAAAGUUUCUUUGGGCUUUGCUUGCGAAGGAAAAUAAAGUUCGUGUAUUUACCAGUGAUUUUCCACCUUACCAGUUUUGGUAGCAAUUGUAAAAGUUUUAACUUUUACUCAUUUACAU
Molecule: messenger RNA, 4572 nt
Organism: Dendronephthya gigantea
Lineage: Eukaryota; Metazoa; Cnidaria; Anthozoa; Malacalcyonacea; Nephtheidae
Exons: 5
Coding region: 83-4537 (1484 amino acids)
Molecular function (GO): Hsp90 protein binding; ADP binding
Source: RefSeq, a predicted model, not a curated record